UGUGAACACGUAUUCUUUUUGAAGUCCAAGUGGUCGAGCUGAGGACUUGAAGACGACUGUCUCCUCGCGAACGCUGUGAUUACAGGUUCGCAACUUGCGCAGCUGACUGACUGUAGACACAGUGAAAACAAUCUAUAAGCAUACCGUUUCCCUUGUAAAAAGUUAUUACAUAUAUUAAAAAACGAGAAAAGUGCGUAAAGCGUAUAGUGUUAUUCAUGAUAGAAAAUGUGAUUUAUCGCAGUCUAAAAGUUUGAUAUGUGCGAUAUAUCCAGCCUUUGAGGUUAUUUAUUUAUUUUUAAAAUAUCAAGGGGAGGGGGGAUUUAAAUUGCUCAAUGAACAUGAGUGAAGAUAUGAGUACUGAUGUGCUCGAUAAAGAUUUUAAGUACAAAGAACUGCUGAUUUCUGAAAAGAAGUUUCUCGUAGGAGUUUGUAAAAAGGAUGAUGUACGCCGAGUACUUUUAACAAAUACAUCAGAGUUUUAUGAAGACAAUCUAUCCAAAGAUGAUAUCCUGAAGAGAUGCGAAGAACUGAAUCCUGUGUUAAUCGACCCUAAAUUCGAAGACGUGGAAGACAUUAUAGAUGACUUUUUGGCUAAUAUUCCAAAAUAUACUGUAUCUUUGACUAUUGAGAAAAUUCAAUUGAAAAACAAAAUAGACGAUGGGUGGUUUAGGUUUGAACUAGAUUUAAAAAGGUGUAGUCCUGAAUACUUCAUGGACAAUUUUAUGGACAAUUUUUACUUUGCUUUCUCUGAACUGCAACACAGGUACAACUGUUUGUUAGAUAUUAUCAAGAAGAAGGAUCAAGAAAUUGCAGAAUACAAAGCAGAAGGUGUAGAGCUACUGCGAAAAAGCGUAAUCACUGAACCUUUCAGAGAAAAUGUGUUCCAGAAUAAAUUGAGAAAUAGAAGAUCCGGUGAUAAGUUGAACUUAUUUUUAGACACGUUAAACUUUUAUGACUCCGUAAAGAGUUUGAGGAAAGAGGACACGAAGCAAGAAGUUACAGCUGUUAAUACAGAAUCAUGUAAUGAUGAAGUAUCAUCCGAGCAAACAGCUAGUAACAAUCAAGCCCCUAAAAGACUGUUCUCCAGUGAUGAUCUGAGGUGCGCGGUUGCUCCAAAAUCUCAAAAAACAGCUCAAAGCAGCAAAAGAAAAAACAGUAAAUUUGCAUAUCUGUGAAAGUGUGAAAUCAUUGACAAUCCAGUGAAAAUGGGUAAAAAGUGUGCAUCUUUAUUGUUUUAAUACAUAAAGUUGUACAAUGGCCCUACAAAAUAUUAAACUAAUCGGUAUACCGGGGGUACGUGUUUCAAGUAAUAUACAGUUAUUUCGAAAAUGACGUGAUUCGAUUAUUAUACAUAUUAAGUUUACUAUACAGAUACUUCCAGAGGGUAUGAAUUAUGCAGAGUAUCUUAUAUGGUGGGAUGCGACACGUCGUACAAUCUUGUACAAGUUCACGGCAUACAUCGUAGCAUGAAUGAUGAAAUUGUAUAAAAGUUUAGUAAUAAAUUCGUCCAAAGGCCAGCUUUGGAAUUGAAAA
Nasonia vitripennis (jewel wasp) is the source of this 1533-nucleotide messenger RNA. RefSeq lists its product as uncharacterized. The coding region runs from base 333 to 1175 and encodes 280 amino acids. Lineage: Eukaryota; Metazoa; Arthropoda; Insecta; Hymenoptera; Pteromalidae. The record is from RefSeq and is a predicted model, not a curated record. Gene Ontology annotation, biological process: double-strand break repair via nonhomologous end joining. Gene Ontology annotation, cellular component: DNA ligase IV complex; nucleus. Gene Ontology annotation, molecular function: DNA end binding. The transcript is spliced from 4 exons.